AUUGAGCUUCUUGAAGUCACUGUUCUCAGAAUCAAGCUCUUUCUGAGUUCCUCUCUGAAUGACCACACAGGGUUAUAUGCCACUGUGUUAGCUGGGGGGGGAGGCAGUGUUGCAACAGUGCUGAAGAGGGUAGAGAAAGAACUGAAUAUGAAUGAACUGACUGGCAGAAGAAAUGACACCUCACUGCAAGGCACAGUGACUACUGCCGCGGCUGUAAGAGAUGCAGAAGAAGAAGAAGGUGUGACAAUGAGAGCAGUGCUCUCACAGCUCAUUGACACUGCUGUCUCCAUCUUCAAUCUGGCUUUCUUAGUGAUCACAGAGACUGCAGCUGCAUCAUGA
Blastomyces gilchristii SLH14081 is the source of this 339-nucleotide messenger RNA. RefSeq lists its product as uncharacterized. The annotation marks the transcript as partial. The transcript has a single exon. The record is from RefSeq and is a predicted model, not a curated record. Lineage: Eukaryota; Fungi; Ascomycota; Eurotiomycetes; Onygenales; Ajellomycetaceae.